UCCAUCCAGACUCUCAGAAGGCUGCUCUUUGCAGAUCUGCCUGGAAGGGGAGUCACAGUCCAGAGUCCUCGGCGCCGCUGAGAAUAAAGACCGGGAGGCGGCCGGGUUCUGGAGGCGGGGCCUCAGCCGGGGACAGUGGUUGCACCUGCUGAAGUCCCGCCCACAAGUUUCGGGUGCAGUUUCUCGUCUUACCGUCAGGGGGAAGGGAGCCUGCUUGACCGCAAAUAAUAAUAGCUAACGUUGAGUGCGCUGCGCAUGCCAGCCUUCCUCUCGCUGCUCAGCAGCCCAAACACUGCGAGGUAGGUAGGUGGCUCUAGUGUUUCCCACGCUACAGAGGAAGCACGAGGAGGCCAGCUGGGGUUCCCACUUGGGGCCAGAGCAGAGAUUUAAAUAGAUUUUAAACCACCGCUCCUAGAAGGGACGAAGCCUUCUUUAUUUAUUCUUAGGGGGUUUUGUUUGUUUCGUUUUUGUUUUUCCCGACACGGUCUCGCUGUUUAGUCCUGGAAAUCACUAUGUAGACCAGGCUGAUCUGGAACUCAUAGAGAUUCACCUGCUUCUGCUUGGAUUUAAGGCGUGUGCCUCGACAGUGGGUGUCGUAGGGCACUCCAGCAAGUGGACCCCAGCUUCAGCUGUAUGCCCAUUUGUUGUUGUUGUUACUGAUGUUUUGAGUCAGGGUCUCACUCUGCAGGCCUCGAGCGUGCCGCAGUUCAGCUUCAGACUCCCAGUGGCUGGGAUGUAAUCGCAUGCCACCAUAUCGUAUGCGGUUCAUGACUACCUUUUACCCAAAGAUGCAUCUACCCAUAUCAUAUGCGGUUCAUGACUACCUUUUACCCAAAGAUGCAUCCAGAGGUUAUGUGGUUCACACCCAGGCUGCGCCCAUACAUGUGUGGUGAGCAGGCGAGAGUUGCACGCAGCCCCCUUCUACCAGAUGUUUCCACGCACAGGUGUUUCUUUGUGUGUGCCAUGGGGACACAGGUGCUUUCUUGGACACUUCCCUGACAGAUGAACCUCAUACACAAUAAACCAGUUUGUGGAGCCCCCUCUGCGGAUGUCCUUCAGUGAGAAUGGAAGGCCUUCAAGAACGAAAUUCUGCACAGGCGCUUUGUCCAGGUGUCUUUUUCACACAGGGGUUCACAGAGCUGCUUAGCCUGGCCUUGAACUUGGAUCCUCCUGCCUCAGCCUCCUGAAUACCUGCAUCACCAGGCCUGACUUCAGGUUUGAAUUCUUCAGCCGGCCCCUUACAGGUGCUCCCGCGGUGCGGCCCCGCCCCCUCGGCCCCGCCCCUCUCAGCCAGGCUCAGGUGCACAAGCCGGAAGUGCGCUCCCUGCCUAGGUUCCGAGUCGCAGGUGCCCUCCUCGACCCAAGAUGCGAUAGGAAUUGGAGCCCUGGGGAAGUCCUGCCCUUGGCGCCACCAACUCAUCGUCCAAGCUCAUGGCGACCCCAGGCCUGGGGCUGCUCCUGGCAGUUGGUCUGCCGAUGCUGCCCGCCGGUUGGAGCCAAGCGCCCACAGCCCCGGACCCUUUCAAUAGCACGACUCCAUCCCCAGACCCUGAUUCCAGUGGGGGCCUGUCUUCAGAGGGCGUUGUAGCCAUCGCUGUGGUCUUUUCCAUCCUGGGAGUCAUCCUCCUAGCGGUGGGACUGUUCCUGCUGAUGCGGAAACUUCGAGAAAAACGCCAGACAGAGGGCACCUACCGGCCCAGCAGUGAGGAGCAGUUUUCCCAGGCAUCAGCUGAGGCCCGGGCCCCCCAGGACUCCAAGGAGCCAGUGCGGGGCUGCCUGCCCAUCUAGCUCCUUCCCCCUCCUCCCCUGUCACCCACCUUCCCUACCUUGCUGUGUGACCUUGGGGGAAGGCAGCACCCUCUGGGCGAUCAAACUCACCCAAUGCUUAAAGAUAGAAGGAAAGAAAGUUCUUCAAAGACCUUGACUUUGAGGGAAAGGGAGGAUGGGGCUGCUCACUUUUUAUAUAUUUAUGUGAAAUUAAUAGUAAGGUAUAAUAAAGCGUUUG
Messenger RNA from Chionomys nivalis (European snow vole), 2005 nucleotides. RefSeq names its product crumbs cell polarity complex component 3 (gene Crb3). Lineage: Eukaryota; Metazoa; Chordata; Mammalia; Rodentia; Cricetidae. The transcript has 7 exons. Bases 1432 to 1788 code for a protein of 118 amino acids. The record is from RefSeq and is a predicted model, not a curated record.